AUGGAAACUAACUCAGUUUCCAAAUUUCUCUUUCUCUUCAUUUUCUCUACAUUCUUGUGCUCACUGGUUUACUCUGAUGUAACCUAUGACAGAAAAGCCAUUAUCAUCAAUGGCCAAAGAAGACUCCUUUUCUCUGGUUCCAUACAUUAUCCCAGAAGUACCCCUGAUAUGUGGGAAGAUCUGAUUUAUAAGGCUAAAGAAGGAGGUUUAGAUGUAAUUGAAACCUAUGUCUUCUGGAAUGUUCAUGAACCUUCUCCUGGAAAUUAUGAUUUUGAAGGAAGAAAUGAUUUGGUUAGGUUUGUUAAGACAGUACAGAAAGCAGGACUGUAUGCUCAUCUUAGAAUUGGACCUUAUGUUUGUGCAGAAUGGAAUUUUGGAGGUUUUCCUGUUUGGUUGAAGUAUGUUCCCGGGAUUAGCUUUAGACAAGACAAUGAACCUUUCAAGAAGGCAAUGCAAGGGUUCACUGAGAAGAUUGUGGGAUUGAUGAAGAGUGAACGACUCUACGAGUCACAGGGUGGUCCUAUCAUCCUCUCUCAGAUCGAGAAUGAGUAUGGGGCACAGAGUAAAUUACUUGGACCUGUUGGAUAUAAUUACAUGAGCUGGGCUGCAAAAAUGGCUGUUGAAAUGGGAACUGGGGUUCCAUGGGUGAUGUGCAAGGAAGAUGAUGCUCCAGAUCCAGUGAUAAACACCUGCAAUGGCUUUUAUUGUGAUAAAUUUACUCCCAAUAAACCUUACAAGCCUACAAUGUGGACAGAGGCUUGGAGUGGCUGGUUUUCGGAAUUCGGAGGUCCAAUUCACAAAAGACCUGUUCAGGAUUUGGCAUUUGCAGUAGCCCGGUUCAUACAAAAAGGAGGAUCUUUUGUAAACUACUACAUGUAUCAUGGAGGAACCAAUUUUGGCCGCACAGCUGGAGGCCCUUUUAUCACUACCAGCUAUGACUAUGAUGCUCCACUAGACGAAUAUGGUUUGAUUAGGCAACCAAAGUAUGGUCAUCUAAAGGAGCUUCAUAAGGCUUUCAAAAUGUGUGAGCGAGCUUUAGUUUCAACUGACCCGGUUGUUACCUCAUUAGGAAACUUCCAACAGGCCUAUGUAUACUCAACAAAAUCUGGAGAUUGUGCUGCUUUUCUCUCAAACUAUGAUUCCAAAUCUUCUGCUAGAGUCCUUUUCAACAAUAUGCACUAUAAUUUACCUCCUUGGUCCGUCAGUGUCCUCCCGGAUUGUAGAAAUGCUGUUUUUAAUACGGCAAAGGUUGGAGUGCAAACAUCUGAGAUGCAAAUGUUGCCUACAAAUACUCAUAUGUUCUCAUGGGAGAGUUUCGAUGAAGAUACUUCUUCUAGUUCUACAAAUACAAUCACUGCUUCUGGUCUCUUGGAACAGAUAAAUGUAACACGAGAUAUAAGUGAUUACCUUUGGUAUAUAACUAGCGUUGAUGUUGGUUCGUCUGAAUCCUUUCUUCGUGGAGGCAAACUCCCUUCUCUCAUUGUUCAGUCAACUGGUCAUGCUGUGCAUGUUUUUAUCAAUGGUCGACUUUCUGGCUCUGCCUAUGGAACGAGGGAGGACAGGAGAUUCAGAUAUAUUGGCGAUGUAAAUCUUCGUGCCGGAACAAACACUAUAGCUUUGCUCAGUGUUGCCGUUGGACUUCCAAACGUGGGUGGACAUUUUGAGACUUGGAACACAGGAAUCCUAGGUCCAGUUGUUAUGCAUGGACUUGAUCAGGGAAAGCUGGACUUGUCAUGGCAGAAAUGGACUUACCAGGUUGGGCUGAAAGGAGAGGCCUUGAAUCUUGCAUCACCAGAUGGUAUCUCAUCUGUCGAGUGGAUGCAGUCUGAGUUCGUUGUACAAAAAAAUCAGCCACUGACAUGGCACAAGACUUUUUUCGAUGCUCCUGAAGGAGAAGAGCCGUUGGCAUUGGACAUGGACGGUAUGGGUAAAGGUCAAAUAUGGAUUAAUGGGAUAAGCAUUGGAAGAUACUGGACUGCUACAGCUACUGGUAGUUGCAAUGACUGCAAUUAUGCCGGGUCAUAUAGACCACCAAAGUGCCAGAUUGGUUGUGGUAAACCAACUCAGCGAUGGUACCAUGUACCGCGAUCAUGGUUGAAGCCAAAUCAUAAUUUGUUAGUUGUUUUUGAGGAACUUGGGGGAGACCCUUCUAAAAUUUCAUUAGUAAAGAGAUCAGUGAGCAGUGUAUGUGCUGAUGUAUCAGAGUACCACCCAAAUCUCAAGAAUUGGCACAUUGAUAGCUAUGGGAAAUCAGAAAAUUUCCAUCCUCCAAAAGUUCACUUGCAUUGCAAUCCUGGCCAAGCCAUCUCUUCCAUUAAAUUUGCAAGCUUUGGAACUCCUUUGGGAACCUGUGGGAGUUAUGAGCAAGGAACUUGUCAUUCUUCUGCAUCCUAUGACAUCUUAGAGAAGAAAUGCAUCGGAAAGGCAAGAUGCACAGUAACCGUAUCAAAUAGCAAUUUCGGGCAUGACCCGUGUCCGAAUGUGUUGAAGCGGUUAUCAGUUGAAGCUGUUUGUGCUCCAACUGUUACCAACUAA
This is a messenger RNA of Lathyrus sativus (Indian pea), 2535 nucleotides long. The record is from the annotation of a GenBank genome assembly. Lineage: Eukaryota; Viridiplantae; Streptophyta; Magnoliopsida; Fabales; Fabaceae.